AUGUUGAACGACUCGGUAACCACCGAAGGUAAGGUGAAUACUAUGACAACUGAAAAUAAUACCUCAUCAAUCAACAUCAACCAAUCCGUGGACCUAAAAGCAUCCCAUUUACUAAGUGGCACAAAGAAAUCUGACGAAAUGGGAGAUUUUGCACCAAAAAAGAAUGGUGAGAAAUUUAACACCGGCAAUGAUGGCUAUCAUGCUUUGAAAAAAGAGACCACCUCUAGCAAAAGCGAUAAUGUUUCUAUACGGAAUGGAUUGCCAUCUGCGUCAUCAACAAAUACACCUGGGUUGAAGAUUAUCACAAGUAUACCUUCAACAACUUUCAAAUCACAACAAGUCCCUAUUUGUAAGAAUUGCUUGACAUCUACUACGCCAUUAUGGAGACGUGACGAAAGUGGCGCAAUGCUCUGUAAUGCUUGUGGGUUAUUUUUAAAGUUACAUGGGAGAAAUAGACCUAUAAGUCUGAAGACUGACGUUAUUAAAUCUAGAAAUAGGAAAUGUACGGGGAGUAAUCACGAUAAUCAUGAGGAUCAAGAAACGAAAUGUGGUUCACAAAUAAAAAAGUAUUGCUUUGCUGAGAAGAAAAGAAAAUCCUCAAGUGCUAGCCCCAAUAUAAAUGAUACCAUAAAGAAAAACAAACCUAAUCAUAAUGAUAAUAUUGAUGUUAUACCUAGUAUAGAUUCUGAAUUAGCCGCCACUUCAAAGACAUCUUACAAGAGAGGCAUGCCCCUAUGCUGGAGAGAUUCCAACAACCGAUGUGUGGUCAAUCCAAGCUUUUACAAUAACUCCGAGUUAACCUCCCGCCAAAAUAUGCAUCAUCCACCAAGCAAAAAACUUCCUGGCCUUUCAAGCAUACUAUGUAAUACCGAUAGAACAGCCAGUAACCUAUCAUGUGAUAGCGAGAGAUUAUCGAAUGCCUCUGGGUCCAUCGUAUCCCCACCUAAUAUCUUAAACCAUAGCUCGCCACGACCUAGUUUACCUCAAUUACCUGUAACUUCUAUCAAAGAAACGCUAAAAUGUGAUGCUUCUUUUCCAACUCAGAAUACAUCCGUCAUAACAUCGCCGUCUUUACCGAUGAAAGAUGUUGAUUGUACUAAGGUGAAACAACAAUCCCCCGAUAGUUAUCAUCUCGACAAAAAUCUUCCGCUGAGUAUUACUUUGCAAAAUGAGGAAGAAAUGAUUAAACUAAAAGCACGUAUAACCGAAUUAGAAUUAGUCACAGAUCUUUACAGGAGACAUAUUUUCGAUUUAGACGAGAAAUGUCGAACGUUGGAGGCAAAACUACAAAUGAAAAACAAUGAAAAACAAUGA
Naumovozyma dairenensis CBS 421 is the source of this 1314-nucleotide messenger RNA. It is a transcript of the gene GZF3, whose product is annotated as Gzf3p. Gene Ontology annotation, biological process: positive regulation of transcription by RNA polymerase II; negative regulation of transcription by RNA polymerase II. The record is from RefSeq and is a predicted model, not a curated record. The transcript has a single exon. Gene Ontology annotation, molecular function: DNA-binding transcription factor activity, RNA polymerase II-specific; RNA polymerase II cis-regulatory region sequence-specific DNA binding; zinc ion binding. NCBI's taxonomy places the organism in Eukaryota, Fungi, Ascomycota, Saccharomycetes, Saccharomycetales, Saccharomycetaceae. The coding region runs from base 1 to 1314 and encodes 437 amino acids.